Cheilinus undulatus (humphead wrasse) is the source of this 1559-nucleotide messenger RNA. It is a transcript of the gene krt15, whose product is annotated as keratin 15. Bases 62 to 1447 code for a protein of 461 amino acids. The transcript has 7 exons. NCBI's taxonomy places the organism in Eukaryota, Metazoa, Chordata, Actinopteri, Labriformes, Labridae. Gene Ontology annotation, molecular function: structural molecule activity. The record is from RefSeq and is a predicted model, not a curated record.
UCUGUAUCUCAGUCCACCCUGUUCUCUCCUCUGCAGGUGAACCUCCUGAGAAGUCUUCACUAUGAACAGUGGUUUCACCAUGCGCUCCAUCUCAGGUGGAGGUGUGGGUUCCUUGGGUGGGAGCUUACUUGGAACCAGGACUAGAGGCAGUGGAGGCUUGGGGCAGAAGAUGUAUUCCCAAAGUGUGUAUGCUGGUGGACGCAGUGGUGGACCAAGAAUCUCCACUGCCUCUGUUAGUUAUGGAUACGGCAUGGGUGGUGGUGUCGGCUGGGCUGGCGGUGCUGGAAGUGGUGGUGGUGGUGGUGUCGGCUGGGCUGGCGGUGCUGGAAGUGGUGGUGGUGGUGGUUUCGGCUGGGCUGGCGGUGCUGGAGGCGGCUGGGCUGGCGCUGGUGGUGACAUCGAUAUUUCAACCAACGAGAAGGCCACCAUGCAGAACCUGAACGACCGUCUGGCCUCCUACCUGGAGAAGGUGCGCAACCUUGAGAAGGCCAACGCAGAGCUGGAGCUCAAGAUCCGCCAGUUCUUGGAGAGCAAGACCUCCCCUACUGCCCGCGACUACUCAGCUUAUGAGGCCACCAUUGCCGACCUGCAGGGAAAGAUCCAGGAUGCCACCCGUGACAAUGGAGGCAUCUAUCUCCAGAUUGACAAUGCAAAACUGGCAGCAGACGACUUCCGAAUCAAAUAUGAGAAUGAGCUCGCCAUGCGUCAGUCAGUGGAAGCAGACAUCGCCGGUCUGAAGAGACUGUUGGAUGAGCUGACACUGGCCAGAUCAGACCUGGAGAUGCAGAUAGAGGGCCUGAAGGAGGAGCUGAUCUUCCUUAAAAAGAACCACGAGGAGGAAAUGGCUGCCAUGAGAACCCAGAUGAGUGGACAGAUCAAUGUGGAGGUGGAUGCAAAAAAACAGCCAGACCUGAGCGCCGUGAUGGCUGAGAUCCGUGACCAGUAUGAGACUGCGGCUGCCAAGAACCAGAAAGAACUUCAAGUUUGGUUCCAAACAAAGACAGAAGAGCUGAACAAAGAGGUGGCAGCCAGUACUGAAAGUCUCCAAGUUUCCAAAUCUGAAACCACAGAAAUCCGUCGCACACUGCAGGGCUUGGAGAUCGAGCUACAGUCACAACUUAGCAUGAAAGCAUCGUUGGAAGGCACAUUACGUGACACAGAGGCACGGUAUGCUAUGCAGCUCCAAAGUCUCCAAAUGCAGGUGACCAGCUUGGAGGAGCAGUUGCAGCAGCUGCGCUGUGACAUUGAAAACCAGAGCCAAGAGUACCGCAUGCUGCUUGACAUCAAAACUCGCCUGGAGGGUGAAAUCGCACAGUACAGGGCGCUGUUGGAUGGAGGGGGCAGUCUUGUUGAUGAAAUAAGCACAACACGCAAGGUGUUGGUGAAGACAGAGGAGCUGAGGGAUGGCAAGGUGGUGUCCACCUCCACCACCACCGCCACCAGUUAGUUUGCCCUCACAGCAAACCAAGGAGCAGACACUGAGAGCCAUCAGAACAACACCUGAAUGUAAACCUUCAUGUACUCAUGAAUGCAAUAAACGGCUGAAAGUUUGCUCCCUU